Felis catus (domestic cat) is the source of this 2734-nucleotide messenger RNA. RefSeq names its product phosphatidylinositol-binding clathrin assembly protein-like. Gene Ontology annotation, molecular function: phosphatidylinositol-4,5-bisphosphate binding; clathrin heavy chain binding; 1-phosphatidylinositol binding. Gene Ontology annotation, biological process: clathrin coat assembly; clathrin-dependent endocytosis; synaptic vesicle budding from presynaptic endocytic zone membrane. NCBI's taxonomy places the organism in Eukaryota, Metazoa, Chordata, Mammalia, Carnivora, Felidae. The record is from RefSeq and is a predicted model, not a curated record. The coding region runs from base 1348 to 2574 and encodes 408 amino acids. The transcript is spliced from 17 exons. Gene Ontology annotation, cellular component: extrinsic component of presynaptic endocytic zone membrane; clathrin-coated vesicle; synaptic vesicle.
AUUUUAUAAAGUUGGAGUAGAUGACCACCAACGUUCCUUGAGGUUAGUGCUCAGUCUUUAAAAGUGUUCAGCAGCACAAGGAACAGUGAUAUAAAGAAAGAUGGUGUAUCAUUACUUUCUCACUAAUUGGGCUUACUUUCCACCAAAUAUUGCAUUCACUUUGCAACUCUGUAUCCCCUUCUGGUUAGUAGAUCAUCUAUUUUCAAUCACAGCCAAAAUUCUGAUGGGAACAAUAUGGACACUUCCUCUCUCUGUUUUCUCAUCUUCAUUCAUCAGCUCAUUGCGUUAUGACCUCUGCCCAUAUCAUUCCGUUCAAACCACUCUUGCCGAAGUUAUCCAAUGACCUCCACAUAGUGACAGCAGAUGCUUUCCAUACCCUUAAUGAACCUACCAGUCUUGACACAGCUACUUUUCUUUGAAAUCUACCUCUCUUGGCUUCUGCUAUUUUCUGGUUUUCUCUCCUCUAGCUGUUCCUUCUCAAGUUCAUUCAUAGGCUUGUCUAUUGUUGCUUACCUAUAUGGAGUUGACAGACAAAUCCGUGUGUCCAUCCAGACCUCUGUGUGAACUCUAAAUCUCCAUUUCCACCUGCCUUCAAUCCAUUUCCACUGGAUCUCUUAAUAUAUCUAAAUCUGGACUCCUGGUUUUCAAUCUCAACCAUAUUCCUUUGUUUCUUACCUCAGUGAACAGAACAACGUUUUGCAUAAAGCAGAAACUGAAUAGACAUCUUUUUUUUAAAUGUUUAUUCAUUUUUGAGAGAGAGAGAGAGAGAGAGAGAGAGAGCGAGAGCGCAUUAGCAGGGAGGGCCAGAGAGAGAGGGAGACACAGAAUCCAAAGCAGGCUCCAGGCUCUGAGCUGGAGCUAAUCUGGGUCUUGGCAGAACAUCUUGAGAUCUUCCCAUUACAUGAAAGGAUAGAGGCCUGUAUAGAACUUCUGGGAGGCUGUCCUGAAAGUUACUUUUUGCCUCCUGGCAAAAGUGGGGUGGCUCACAGCUCACACUGAAGCCAUCCAGCCCCUUUCAACUUGCUUCCAUCCAUUUGGGCGCGUGGGACAAAGAUUGCAAAGAACUGCCAGUACCUUUGAUGUCUCUUCCUUCUGCUGACGAUCUCAGCAAGGAGACUCCACUUCAGACUGGUGCAGCCAAGAACACAGGGUUCCCUUCCUCCCAACUCCCAGUUGGAGGGCUUUCCUCCCAGGAGGACCAAGACUUCAGUGUUUCUCAUCCUGCUCCCCACUUUCUGUUGCUGAGAGUAAGCCCCAGUGCGGGUCCUGGCUCAGUCCGCUGGCCCGGAAGAGGAGGGACCGGACACCGCACCCAUCACCCUCGUGGCCGGCGGUCCGUGACGCACCAUGGGGUCUUUUGCGUCCAAGGCUGCCCUCGGGGCUACCACCGACGAGCCCACAGAACCCGAGCCGAAACACCUGGCAGAUCUAAUACAAUACGUAAACGAAACAAAUAUGAGUGUUAAACAUCUGGCUGAUGUUCUUUCUGAGAAGGCCAGGAGCAGCAGCUGGGUGGUAGUGUUUAAAGCCCUGGUCACUGUGCAUCACCUCAUGGUUCAUGGAAAUGAGCGUUUUAUCCAGCAUCUUGCAUCUAGAAGCUCUUUGUUCACUUUACACAACUUCCUGGAUAAAAGCACGCUAGAAGGCUAUGCUAUGUCAACCUUCAUCAGGCGAUAUAGCAGGUACUUGAAUGAGAAGUCACUCGCAUGUAGACUGAUCACAUCUGACAUCACCAAAGCCAGGAGAGGGAUGGAUGGUAUGAUGAGAACUAUGGAUACAAAACAGCUGCUAAACACUCUUCCAGUUAUUCAAAUUCAGUUUGAUGCUCUUCUUAAUUUUAAUGCAAAUCCUGACCAGUUAACGAAUGGUAUAAUCCAUGCUGCUUUCAUGCUUCUCUUUAAGGAUUCUCUUCGCCUCUUUGCAGCCUAUAAUGAGGGGAUCCUUAAUCUGCUAGACAAGUAUUUUGAUAUGAGGAAAAGCCAGUGUAAGGAAAGCUUGGAUAUUUGCACCAAGUUCCUUGCAAGAACAACCAGGUUGGCAGAGUUCCUGAAAGUAGCAGAGGAAGUCGGAGUUGACCAGAAAGACAUUCCAUAUCUUACACAGGCACCCUACAGUUUACUUGAAGCCCUAAAAGAGCAUUUAGCUUCUUUGGAAGAGAAAAAUGACAGUUUUCCUCCUUACAGUCUUCAGCGCGCAUUGAUUCCCCCCAUCCCAAAUAAUCCAGUUGUGAAAACUUCAACAAGCAGAGCUUGGUUCUCAGUCUGCAAACGUGUUGGAGCCAAACGGCAAGGUGGAAAAACCAUUGCAAACAAUCUGGAUGGCUUGCCUGCUAGCCUUGCAGGAAAUCUUAACUUCGGAGAAAGUCCAGUCAACAAAUCUGACAUGAAGUGGCCUCAGACUUCAGACAAGGAAAUUACUGGUGGAAUGAAGUGGCAGCUGAAUACCUACACGUGCACAUCAACCAUCUGGAACCAUGUUUCCAUUCCUCUGGUUCAAACUCCAGUGGGAGCUCCUUACCAAAUGGUACCUCAACCCACGAGUUAUACGCAACCAGACUCAGAGACCAGCAAGUAACCCUUCUACUCCAUCCACAAGAAAUAAUACACAAUCCAUGUAGAAGUAUCAAAGCACAAAGAUUCAUAUUCAGAGGUGAAAAAAAGGUGAUGAUCUCUCUAAAGCCUGAACUGAACCAUCCACAUCUGCCAAGUAAAGUAAACAUUCAUUUGAACCAUCA